Messenger RNA from Nilaparvata lugens (brown planthopper), 2228 nucleotides. Its product is annotated as myosin-2 heavy chain, non muscle-like. Bases 183 to 1358 code for a protein of 391 amino acids. The transcript has 2 exons. NCBI's taxonomy places the organism in Eukaryota, Metazoa, Arthropoda, Insecta, Hemiptera, Delphacidae. The record is from RefSeq and is a predicted model, not a curated record.
UUUAAAUUUCUUUAUCUUCUCCCAACAAAAAUCAAAGGUUCCUAUUCUGUAUUUGAGAGGCUGUUCGGAAUGGUUUGAUUAUGUAUUUUUGUACAGACCGCAAAAUUACCAGGUUUUAUUAAUUUUUUUAAGAGAGGAAAAGCGAUCAGUUCGGAGUAGAAAAAAAUUAUUAGUUUCUAAAAAUGGGUUCCAAAAACAUAACAAUGCUUCUCAAUAUGAUUGGCUCCGGUUAUAAAUUUGGACGGUGCAUACCUCCAACUCAUUCUAGAAAAUUGAAAAGAUGUGUGAACGCAAACUACUAUCACAUUUCAGCCCAAAAGUUAAAAGAAAUACAAAAGCAAAUGAGCGAAGGGGACAAAAAGGAAUCGCAGAAAAGGCUGUUCCCUAGUUCUUUGAAUGACACCUCAUUAGAGGGCGAGAAGAGUGUUUCCAAAGGAGUUGAGAGGCCUGAUGAUCUGAAAAUCAGCGAAGUUGGAGAUUUUAUUGCAGACUCCUCCAAUCAGAAAGAUGUUGGAAAAAAUGAGAUGCCUUUAACACUUGAAAAAGCAUCGGAAAGCUCUGCUCAAGUUGAUCUAAACAUUGGAAAACUGAAAGCUGAUCAAAAAUAUGAGGAGAAACAAACAAAUAAGGUAAACGAGUUGGAAAAAGAAGCUAGUGUUAAUAUGAUGGAUUCAAUUAAGAAAGAGAUAAAGGGAAGCUAUUCAAGCUUAAGACAAAAAAAGUUGGAUAAAAACCCAUCGGAUUACAUAUUGUUUGGGUCUAGGAACCUGGCUGGAGACAAAGAGAAACUGAACUCAACAAAGGAGAUUAACUCUAAGCCGAUCAAUAAGUUUGAUUCAACAUUCAGCAUUAAAGUGGAAUCAAAUAAAUCUAGUGAAAAUUAUGUGGAGCCGAAGGAAAAUAACACGAAAGAAUUAAAACUUGAUGAAAAAGGUUCAAUUAAUGACGAGAAAAUAAAUGUAAGAACAGUGAAUGAGACAAAAGAUAUCAAUUCACAAGAGGGAAAACUAGCUUAUAAGAAGCAAAUUGACAUUGCUGAACGAAGCAUUUCAGAAAAGAAAGUAAUUGCAAUGAAAGGAAUGGCGAUGCUAGGAAAAGAAUCGACCUCUGGUGAAAAUUUAAAUACUUUGGAGAAGAAACAUUUGAGAACAUCUCCAAGUAUUCAGGAGAAUCCAAAAACAGCAGAUGAUGUGGAGGCGAAAAACGUCGCAUCUGCAAGUAAUUCAACGAAUUCUAUUGAUAAAAUUAAUAUGGAUAUGAUAAAAAAAUCCAAAAAUACAGGAAGUGAUAGCAGUGUCAAAGAAGACAAGCCUAGAACACUUGAAGUGGAUCGCCCUACUACUAAAAAUAUAUGUUGAAUACAUUACUGGAUCCAAUUGCCAAGUCAUCGCAGAAAAAGGUCCAAAUGAAAGAGAGUUCUCCUCAAGGUGGAAGAGGUGAAUCAAAAGAGGCAGCCAGUAGCAAAAACCCAAUAACUAAUGAAAAAAUGACCGAUGGGAAACAAAUAGUUGAUAGAUCGAAUAAACCAAAAAUGAGUGGCGAUAGCAAAGCAGCAUCAAACGAUUUAUUAGUAAAAGGAAAUGCAGUGAGAACUUCAAAUGAAAACACAGCUCAGAGUCCAGAUAUUGCACCCAAUCAACAAGUUGAUCAGAAAAGUCAAGAUAAGUCAAACAUUGAAAAUAAAUUGAAUAUUUCUAAAGCAGAAAAACAUAAAAUGGCAGAAUCAAGUGAUUUAUUGAAAGAGAAUAUUGUUGACAUUCCAAUCAGUAUCUCAAUUGAUACAUCAACCAAAGAAGGUCUCAAUCGACAAGUUGACAAGACAAUUGGACAUAAGUCAAAAAUUGAUAAUAAAUUGAAGGCUUUCAGAUUGGAAAAGCAUGAAUCACCAAUUGAUUUAUUGAAUGAAAGUAUAAAAGAUUCAAACAAAACAAUUUUUCAAGCAUCUAAUAAAAAAGAUGAUCAUAAAAUAACUGCGAAAUCAAACGUUUCAAAUAAAUUGGACAAUUCGAAGAUGAGGCAGGUAAAAUCAGCUUCAAAAGCAAAGUUGGUAAAGGGCAAAGCUAAACCGAAGCCUAAACCUACACUUAAAGUUAAAUAUCGAUUGAAGGAAACUCUGAAAGACAAAAUGGAAAAGCUAAAUAAACAAGAAAAGAUGAAGAUACUGACAAGUGACAGUAAGAGUAGAACAGCUAAUGAAAAAGUUGAUCUCCAAUCAAAACCUGAGAAAA